Elgaria multicarinata webbii is the source of this 5275-nucleotide messenger RNA. RefSeq names its product Rho guanine nucleotide exchange factor 7 (gene ARHGEF7). Gene Ontology annotation, molecular function: guanyl-nucleotide exchange factor activity; protein binding. The transcript has 22 exons. Bases 413 to 3001 code for a protein of 862 amino acids. Gene Ontology annotation, biological process: lamellipodium assembly; intracellular signal transduction. The record is from RefSeq and is a predicted model, not a curated record. Gene Ontology annotation, cellular component: lamellipodium; cytoplasm. NCBI's taxonomy places the organism in Eukaryota, Metazoa, Chordata, Lepidosauria, Squamata, Anguidae.
GAGGAGGAGGCACUGCAGGUUCAUGUGUAUAUAAUGAAAAGGCAUUUGACAAUCUGCCAAAACGCACGGGAGGGAGAAACUGGACCUACUGGAUUUCGUAAAACGAAUCGUCAUCAUCCGCAACUACAUGGGGAAGGAGGAGGAGGAGGGGGGAGCAGUGGCGGCGGCGGCGGCAGAAGCGGCGAUUCCAGACUCGGCUGCCUCAAUGUGAAACCACACGCAAAAAGGGGGGAAAGAGGGGGAGGGUGGGGUGGUCGGGAAAAAAAUAUAUAUCCAGGCAGGCAGAAAGAGAUUAUUUAGACGACGACGACGACAGCAACAACCCUAAGAUCCGAUCUUCCUCCGGUGCACAUUUCUCUCUCGCUCUGGCUCUCUUCGCUGGGAUUAAAAAAGCCUCCUCUUGGCAGCAGCCAUGAAUUCAGCGGAGCAAACCGUUACAUGGCUGAUCACCCUGGGGGUGCUGGAGUCGCCCAAAAAGAGCAUCUCGGACCCGGAGGGAUUCUUGCAAGCCUCGCUGAAAGACGGGGUGGUGCUGUGCAGGCUGCUGGAUCGCCUGCUGCCGGGCACCAUCGAUAAAGUUUAUCCGGAGCCCCGCACCGAGAGCGAGUGCCUGAGCAAUAUCCGCGAGUUCCUUCGGGCAUGCGGCGCCACCCUUCGCCUGGAGACCUUUGAUGCAAAUGAUCUCUAUCAAGGACAGAAUUUCAACAAGGUGCUCAGCUCCUUAGUUGCACUAAAUAAAGUAACAGCAGACAUUGGGCUAGGAAGUGAUUCUGUGUGUGCAAGGCCAUCAUCUCACCGAAUAAAGUCUUUUGACUCCUUGGGAUCCCAGUCAUUACAUAGCAGAACUUCAAAACUUUUUCAGGGCCAGUAUCGAAGUCUGGAUAUGACAGACAACAGCAACCACCAGCUGGUGGUAAGAGCAAAAUUUAAUUUUCAACAGACCAAUGAAGAUGAACUUUCUUUUACAAAAGGAGAUAUUAUCCAUGUUACAAGAGUAGAAGAAGGAGGCUGGUGGGAAGGAACUCACAAUGGCAAGACAGGCUGGUUUCCCAGCAAUUAUGUACGAGAAGUAAAAUCAAACGAAAAACCUGUUUCCCCCAAAUCAGGAACUCUGAAGAGUCCUCCAAAAGGGUUUGAUACAUCUGCUAUCAGCAAAAGCUAUUAUAAUGUGGUGCUACAAAACAUUCUAGAAACAGAAAAUGAAUAUGCGAAGGAGCUACAGACCAUGCUUUCUAACUACUUGCGGCCGUUACAAGCUAGUGAAAAGUUAAACUCUUCUGAUACUUCAUAUUUAAUGGGAAACCUAGAAGAAAUCAGUUCUUUUCAGCAAAUGCUUGUACAGUCUUUAGAAGAAUGCACCAAGUUACCUGAAGCUCAGCAGAGGGUUGGUGGUUGCUUUCUCAAUCUGAUGCCACAAAUGAAAAAUUUAUACCUUGCAUACUGUGCCAACCAUCCAUCAGCUGUAACUGUCCUCACAGAACACAGUGAAGAGCUAGGAGAAUUCAUGGAGAUGAAAGGAGCCAACAGUCCUGGGAUUCUUGUAUUGACCACGGGCCUGAGCAAACCCUUUAUGCGCCUGGAUAAAUAUCCCACGUUACUCAAAGAGCUUGAACGACACAUGGAGGAUUAUCAUCAAGACCGACCUGACAUUCAGAAAUCCAUGACAGCCUUCAAAAACCUUUCUGCACAAUGUCAAGAAGUAAGGAAAAGAAAGGAACUUGAACUCCAAAUACUAACAGAAGCUAUCCGCUGUUGGGAAGGAGAGGACAUUAAAACACUGGGAAAUGUUAUUUACAUGUCACAAGUCUUGAUUCAGUGUGCUGGUAGUGAGGAAAAGAAUGAAAGAUACCUUCUUCUCUUUCCUAACAUUUUGCUCAUGUUGUCUGCCAGCCCUCGGAUGAGUGGGUUUAUUUAUCAGGGGAAACUACCGCUGACUGGGAUGACCAUUACAAAACUAGAAGAGAGUGAGAAUCACAGAAAUGCAUUUGAAAUAUCAGGAAAUAUGAUCGAACGAAUAUUGGUAUCUUGUAAUAACCAACAAGAUUUGCAUGAAUGGGUAGACCAUCUGCAGAAGCAAACCAAAGUAACAACUAUUGGGACUCCAGUUAUUAAACCUCAUUCUGUGCCAUCUCACACGCUUCCUUCACAUCCUGUUACACCAUCUGGCAAGCAUGCGGAUAGCAAGCAAAUGCCACUGACCCCAGUAUAUCACACUCUUCCACAUCCUUCACAUCAUGGGACGCCUCAUACCACUAUAAACUGGGGACCCCUGGAGCCACCUAAAACUCCUAAGCCAUGGAGUUUGAGCUGUUUACGGCCAGCGCCUCCAUUACGGCCUUCAGCAGCACUCUGUUACAAAGAGGAUCUCAGCAAAAGCCCUAAAACAAUGAAAAAACUGUUGCCCAAGCGAAAACCUGAACGGAAACCAUCUGAAGAAGAAUUUGCAUUGAGAAAAAGCACAGCUGCAUUAGAAGAAGAUGCUCAGAUUUUAAAAGUCAUUGAAGCUUACUGCACAAGUGCCAAAACGCGCCAAACAUUAAACUCAACAUGGCAAGGCACUGACCUGAUGCAUAAUCACGUCUUGGCUGAUGAUGACCAAUCAAGUCUAGACUCCUUGGGUCGUCGCAGUAGCCUUUCUCGUUUGGAGCCUUCCGACCUCUCUGAAGACUCUGACUAUGACAGUAUAUGGACAGCCCAUAGUUACAGAAUGGGGUCUACAUCUCGCUCCCGUAAAGAAUCUGCUCCCCAAGUGCUGCUUCCAGAGGAAGAGAAAAUUAUUGUAGAAGAAACAAAAAGUAAUGGUCAGACUGUGAUAGAAGAAAAAAGUCUUGUUGACACAGUAUAUGCAUUAAAGGAUGAAGUUCAGGAAUUAAGACAGGAUAACAAAAAGAUGAAGAAAUCAUUGGAAGAAGAACAAAGAGCUCGCAAGGAGCUUGAAAAACUUGUCCGGAAAGUUCUAAAGAGUAUGAAUGAUCCUUCUUGGGAUGAAACCAAUUUAUAACAAAUUUAGCAUUGUAUUUUUUUUUCUUUCUAUUGAAAGACCAGUUGUCAAAUGAGCUGAGAAGCCUUCUGACAUUUAGUCAGUGUUGCAUAAAGAGCACUACAAAGCAGGACUUAACUGGAUCGAGUGAUUUUUCUUUCUUACAAUGUAUAAUAAUAUCCAAUCCAUUCACUGACGUUGUCUGUACUUUAGUGUAGAUAGUGUGGAUGCAGAACUUGACUUGUUUGCAUUUAAAUUACCUCAUUGGCAGCAAGUGCAACAGCUGGCUAACAUGUCCAUGGUGUGUUCUCCUCCCCACCUCCUUGUAAAUAUCUGUAAUUUUGAAUGCAUAUGUGAUCAAUGUAUCAGGAUUGAUAUAGUGUUAAUACUUUCCUCCUGUAAUGACUGCAGCUAAGCAGCAGACGUGGCACUGGUUGACGCUCUCCUAAAAUUUACUGAUUCCAUGCUGUUCCAAGUUUAAUUGUUUUGAACUGUUCUAGACAUAUUAGACAUUAUUUGCAAAAAGUGGGUGAGUGGUUUUUUUUUUCUUGUAAUCUCCCAGUAUUCACCGGUCUAUUUUAAUAACUUAAUUAAAUUUAUUUAUGUCUGUUUAAAUCAGGGGUAGGAAAGGUGUGACCCCCCCAGAUGUGGUUGGACAACAGUUCCCAUUGCCCUUAGCCAGCAUAGCCAAUAGUGUGAAGGAUGAUGGGAAUUGCAGUCUAACCACAUCUGGCAGGCCAGAUGUUUCCCCAUCUGGGAACCUUCAGACACAAUUUUAACAUGUUUUUUUUUAAAAAAACACCAAGCUGACAAUGCAGUAAACUGUCAAUUGGCACCAUUUCAUAUUAAAGGUAAUAUCUUAAUAUCUAAGACUAAUAAUGACAUUUCUUUUCGCAUGCCAAUAUGCAGUAGAGCCAGUUAAAGAGGGAUGUGCUUACUCUUGUUUUGUUUAAAUGGCUAGUUAUUAGAUGAUUUGUGUACUACAUUUUUAAAUGGUUGUACAUUUACUUUAACAUGCAGCUAGCUAUCAUUUUAAUGGAACACUCAAGCACUGUUUUCAAAACGAAAGUCCUAAACAAGGGUAUGUGGGGUUUAUUAUUACGUUUUGGUGAAUAAUAUGUAUUAUUUAUUUUUAUUAUGAUCCUAGCAAGGUUUAGGGCCAUAGCUAGUCCUAAGGUUUAUUCCUAGAUUGCCCAGGGGUCAAACCUGUUCAUCUAGGUGACACACAGGGGAUCCAGUGCUCAGGCAGGGUCGAACCCUGGAUGAUCCCAGGAUAAACCUUAGGUCUAGCUGUGGCCUAGGUUAACAUAUGCAUGUAGAGUAUUUGGGAUACUCAAACCUCAGGCCUGACAUUUGAUGUUCCACUACUGUGCAAAAACCAUUCUUCUUUCCCCUGUAAGAUCAAGUGAAAUAAUAGUCCACUUACCUCCAUUCCUUUUAAGCAAAAAAUAAAAAAGAAAGGAAAAAAGUGCUUUAUGAAAAUAAAUCUUUUCUGCUUUAUUUAUCCAUAUAGAUAAGCUCCAGUUACUUUGGAAAACACGUGGAGCCUAUGUAAUGAAAUCUGGCACUAAAUUUGUGUGUGUUGGCAACCUCGUAAUCAACUAGUUUGGUCAGAGGGGUGUGUGUGUAAAAUGCAUAUACGCGCACACACCAUCAUAUGCACGUAACAUGUCUUUCAGUACUCUGAGCUGAAGGUUGGUUUUUGAAGGUGAAAGAAUUAAGGUAUUUGUUUUUAAAGCCUGUUCUUCAAAUCAAAGCCUAGUCAUUUUAGUAUCUGUCUUACUGCUGAGUUUGGGGGAGGGGGAUCCUACAGCAGAACUGCAUAUUAUGAGGAGCAGAGCAUUGGUGCUAAAAACAGCCUCCCCAUUUUGAGCUUUCCCCCCUCCUUACUUCAGAGUAAAACUUGCUCUGUGUCCUGAUGGCAUCAUAUUUGUUCCCCACCUCCAGCCAAUGAGUUGGAGUGGGAAAACACCCAAUGUGUUGACAUUGGGACACAGAGUUGUGUUUGCCGCAUGUUACAGUGGGUGGGGGUGGGUGGGGUGGGGGGCAAGAACACAACAUGGGGAUGCUGUUUAGAGGGGCAGCCCCACAUUUCCCAUAACAUGCCAUUUCAACCCUAAAGGAUGACGCAUGCUUCAGAUACUGUAUGUUGUAUAAUUGAUUCUUGUAUUAAACAGGCAAAGUAUAUUCCCCUACUCAUGAAGCAAUAAGACUCAACUAUUUAUUGUUUCUUGCUGGCAGCAACCAGAAAUGGGCAGCUAUACUUCGGUUGAAAAUAAAUGGUUAUUGUCAUGA